CGUCUUUGUGCAUAGUCUGUCCCUAAGAAAGGAACUCGACUUAAGCCAUCUGGCUGCCAGAUGUAUCUGGACUUCCUUGGUUCCCCUCCGCAGAGACUUGAGCCUCUGGAACAAAUCACCUCCCCGACAUCAGAGACGAGAUAGAAUGAGGACGGAGGAACACUCCGUCUGAAAUCUUGAACUCUAGUUUUUCCUUCCAUGCCAAGCGGCAGGGCAUUCUGUGUCCGCUGCAAAAGGGGAGUUUCCUCACCAUCUGUGGAUAGGCAAGAAGAUUCAAAAGAGGAAUAUUUCCUUUGAGACGUGAUGCCAAGUUCCCACACUUCUUUGGACCAUGGCGGACAGCAAGCAGCGCAGAAAAGGAUCUGAAGGUUCAGAUCGCUUACCCUCUCAAAACUGUUUGUGGAGCAUGGGUACAACUGCCAGCGCCGUCCCACAGCCUGUUUCUGUAGCAUCGCAGCUUGAAGGUAACGGCAUGGCUGACAGCAGGCAGUCUCUUAGCUUGACCUCCUUGCAGACGGUCAACAUCCACAACAACAAGGCCAAGUCCAUUAUCACCAACAAAGUUGCACCUGUCGUCAUCACAUAUAACUGCAGGCAGGAGUUUCAGAUUCAUGAUGACAUCCUCAAGACCAACUACAAAGUUGGCCGGAUAUCGGACACGAUGCCUGAGCAUUACCUGGUGCAGGGGCAGUACUUUAUGGUCCAGGAUGUGUACAGCAAGGCAGAUGUCCUUAACACCACAAGCAGCUAUGGCGCACCCAACUUCCGCAAGGUCAAGGGUUCCUACCCGUUGUAUGGAAUGGGUCAGCCCAGCUUGAAUGGCUUCAAACAGGUUCUCCAGAGGCUUCAAGCACAAGGACAUGAGGAGGUUAUUUUCUUCUGUGUGAGAGAGGAGCCCGUGGUUUUCCUGCACAAAGAGGAUAACUUUGUGCCAUACACCCCCAGGAGAAAGGAAAACCUGCAUGAGAACCUUCAUGGACUAGAAAAGGAGGAGCUGGCGGAGAGCCUGGAGCUCAUCAUCAGGAAGGAGCUGUAUGAUUUUGCCAAGCUGAAUGAGAACACAUUCUUUGUCUACAAUGACAUCGAGUACUUCAAAGAUGAGCCUCAGAAGAUUGUGAUCACGUGUGAGGACGACAUCCAUGUGACUGAGGAGGUCUACAAGAGGCCCAUGUUCACCAUGCCAUCCUACAGGUACUACAGAUUACCUCUACCAGCGGAGGGAGCGCCCCUAGAGGAAGACUUUGACGCCUUUGUAAACAUGCUCAGGGAAAGUUCCAGCUUGUCUCUGGGCCAUGAUGGAGGCCGAUCGCUGCCUGCACUACUUUUCAGCUGCCAGGUGGGCGUCGGCCGCACCAACCUGGCCAUGAUCCUGGGUACGCUGGUAAUGAAUCGCCUAAGGGGUGACUCACAACAUCCACCUGAAGAUGAAGAAUCAGCAGCUCCAGAGCCCAAACCACUGUUCCAGGUCAUCCAGUCUCUGAUAAAUAAGUUGCCUAAUGGACAGCAGAUCAUGGAAGAGGUUGAUCAAGCGAUCGCCCUGUGUUCAGAAAUGCAUAACAUAAAAGAAGCAAUAUAUGAGAACAAGCGUAAACUGGAAGGUAUUGGAGAAGAUUAUCAGAUUCAGGGAAACAGUACCAAAGACUACUUUCUCACCAGAACGAUGCAGAGUUUGGAGUGCUACUUCUACUUGAUUGUGUUUAAUGCGUACCUUCAUGAACAGUAUCCUCUAGCUUUUGUGUCCAACUUCAGCCACUGGAUGUGCUGCCACGCGUGGCUGUACAGGUUAUUGGCCUGCAUGGACCUGUCAGAGCAGUCCGCUUCCCCUGAGCUGGUUACCAGAGGAGCCAGAGUCCUGGUUGCUGAUGAGUACUUGGCUCCAGAUGUGCUCGGCACUAUGAAGGAGAUGAAGGUGGCUAACUUCAGAAGAGUGCCCAAGAUGCCAGUUUAUGGAACGGCUCAGCCAACGUCGGAGGCUACUGGGACAGUGCUCGCCCAUCUGACGGAUGAGAAGAGGAAGCACCGUCACGUGUUAUGGGUCAAUCUACAGGAGGAGCUGGUGCUAGAAGGGAACGGUCAUAUCUUCACACCAAGGGAGCCUUCCAGUCUGGACCAGGACAUCUCUGUCCCUUCAUCUGACUCACAGCUCCUUGAGAAACUGGAGACAUCCCUGAAGGAGGAGAUCUUGAGAGCCCAGAAAUGGUUGGAGGUGAUGCUGGAGCAGGAGAAACAGAUGAAGAUGUUCAAGAGCUGCCUGACAGUCCAGGAGAUCUUCAACCAGCACAAAAGCUCCCAUCAGGGUCUCAUCUACAAACGCAUCCCACUGCCUGACUGCAGUGGCCCCAAAGAGGAGGAUUUUGAUAGACUAUUGGAGGCCAUGAAGAGUUCAUUGGCUGAGGACUCCAAUGCUGCUUUUGUUUUCAGCUGCUCCAGUGGCAAAGGCAGGACCACAACGACCAUGGUCAUCGGCGUUCUGACUCUUUGGCACUUUAACGGAUUUCCAGAGUUUGCUGAUGAUGAAAUUGUGAGUGUUCCUGAUGCCAAGUACACAAAAGGAGAAUUUGAGGUAGUGAUGCAGCUGGUGCGUCUUCUCCCUGAUGGACACAGGAUGAAGAAAGAGGUGGACAUGGCCCUGGACUCAGUCAGCGAGACUAUGACCCCAAUGCACUACCACCUGAGAGAGAUAAUCAUCUGCACAUACAGACAGAUGAAGAGUGGUAAGACGGAGGAGGAGUGUCAGCAGCUGCAGCUGAGGAGCCUGCAGUACCUAGAGCGCUACAUUUACCUCAUCCUCUUCAACACAUACCUGCAUCUGGAGAAGAAAGACUCUUGGCAGCGCUCCUUCACACUCUGGAUGGAACAGGUGGCUGCCAGAGCCGGAGUUUACGACAUCCUUAACCAGCUGGGUUUCUCUGAAUUUGAAAACCUGAGAGACUCGCCGCUGGCCAGGCUGCGUUGGCGCUGGAAACAACAGAACAUUCAAUCCCUUCCUUUCCGAGGGGAGUUUAUCUGA
Messenger RNA from Thalassophryne amazonica, 3010 nucleotides. It is a transcript of the gene pald1a, whose product is annotated as phosphatase domain containing paladin 1a. The transcript has 20 exons. The record is from RefSeq and is a predicted model, not a curated record. The coding region runs from base 332 to 3010 and encodes 892 amino acids. Lineage: Eukaryota; Metazoa; Chordata; Actinopteri; Batrachoidiformes; Batrachoididae.